Messenger RNA from Onychostoma macrolepis, 5234 nucleotides. It is a transcript of the gene dhx9, whose product is annotated as DEAH (Asp-Glu-Ala-His) box helicase 9. The coding region runs from base 150 to 4001 and encodes 1283 amino acids. NCBI's taxonomy places the organism in Eukaryota, Metazoa, Chordata, Actinopteri, Cypriniformes, Cyprinidae. The transcript has 28 exons. Gene Ontology annotation, cellular component: nucleolus; ribonucleoprotein complex; intracellular anatomical structure. Gene Ontology annotation, molecular function: double-stranded RNA binding; 3'-5' DNA helicase activity; ATP binding. Gene Ontology annotation, biological process: positive regulation of transcription by RNA polymerase II; regulation of mRNA processing. The record is from RefSeq and is a predicted model, not a curated record.
CUGCGUCACUUCCUGUUCUGAUCUGCUUGUGUGGGUCCCUUCUAGCCACAACCGCCUCUGUUAGCCGUCCUGUAAGAUACGUACUUUUCUGAACGUCGUGUGCGUCUUGUUUGGAUUUGUGCGAAAGGGCCUUUGUCGGGCCGUCAACAAUGGCGGACAUUAAGAACUUCCUGUAUGCUUGGUGUGGAAAAAAGAAGCUAACGCCAAGUUAUGACAUCCGAGCUGCUGGAAAUAAAAACAGACAGAAAUUCUUGUGUGAGGUGCGUAUUGAGGGUUAUAAUUACAUUGCCAUGGGAAAUUCUACCAACAAGAAAGAUGCUCAGUCCAAUGCAGCCCGAGAUUUUGUGAAUUAUCUUGUUCGGACGAAAGAAGUUAGUCCUAGUGAAGUUCCUGCUCUAGGGGUCAGCGUACCUGAUGGAGGGAAUGAAGAAGGUGGUGGGUUUGGAAAUCUCCCAUCCAACUGUCCGCUACCUCCACAUCUGGCUGUGAAGAAGGAAUCAGAACCUUCUGAGGUUUCUGCACCCGUUCCUGGAGUCACAGGUUUGGGAUAUUCUGGAUUUGGUAAUAAUGCCCAAUGGGAGCGAGGAGCCAACCUGCAAGAGUAUUACUCUAAGAAAGACGAUCAGGAUGCAAAAGCAACCUUAGAAUCAGAGGAAGUUGAUCUAAAUGCUGGCCUGCAUGGGAACUGGACUCUGGACAAUGCAAAGGCCCGUCUGAACCAGUUCUUUCAGAAGGAGAAGAACCAAACCGACUACAAGUACAGCCAAGUCGGGCCUGACCACAACAGGAGUUUUAUUGCUGAGAUGACAAUCUUUGUAAGACAACUGGGUAGGAAGGUUUUUGCCCGUGAGCAUGGCUCUACGAAGAAGCUGGCCGCCCAGUCUUGUGCGCUGUCUAUUGUCCGUCAGCUUUAUCAUUUGGGAGUCAUAGAAGCCUACACGGGACAGACCAAGAAGAAAGAAGGAGAGACUGUGGAUGUAUAUGAAGUGAAUCUCAGUGAUGAUGUACAGCAUCAAAUACACAGUUUUGUGCAGGAGCUUGGCAUCCAGAUCCCACCUUCUCCUCAGGACCCCAACAGUCCAGUAUCUCUGGUGCAAGGGAAGAUGGCUCAGUUUGAGCCCUCACAAAGGCAGAGCACGGCAGGAGUGGUGCCGUGGUCUCCUCCGCAGGUCAACUGGAACCCCUGGACCAGCUCCAACAUCGACGAAGGGCCGCUAGCAUUUUGUACUCCAGAACAGAUCAGCACAGACCUGCUGCAUGAGCUCAACUACCAGCUUGAACAAGAUAAAAAUCUGCAGACGAUUCUCAUGGAGCGAAGUCAGCUGCCAGUCAAGAACUUCAAGGAGCAAAUCAUGUCCGCCAUUGACAAUAACCCAGUGGUCAUCAUUCGUGGAGCCACUGGCUGUGGAAAGACCACUCAGGUUCCUCAGUACAUCUUGGAUGAGUUCGUACAGGCAGGCAGGGCAUCUGAAUGCAAUAUCAUUGUUACGCAGCCAAGACGGAUCAGUGCUGUGUCAGUGUCUGAACGUGUAUCAUUCGAGAGAGGAGAGGAGGUGGGGAAAAGCUGUGGCUACAGUGUGCGUUUUGAGUCUGUCCUGCCCAGACCUCAUGCCAGCAUCCUAUUCUGCACAGUUGGGGUGUUGCUGAGGAAGCUGGAAGCUGGUAUCCGUGGCAUCAGUCAUGUGAUUGUGGAUGAAAUCCAUGAGAGGGACUUAAAUACUGAUUUCCUGUUGGUGGUGUUGAGAGAUGUGGUCCAGGCUUACCCUGAUGUGCGCAUCAUCCUCAUGUCUGCCACUAUUGACACCACCAUGUUUAGGGAAUACUUUUUUAGCUGUCCUGUCAUCGAGGUGCAUGGACGUGCACAUCCUGUACAAGAGUAUUUCUUAGAAGACUGCAUUCAGAUGACUCAGUUCGUACCACCACCAAUGGACCGGAAGAAAAAAGAUAAAGAUGAAGAUGGUGGAGAGGAAGAUGUGAACUGUAAUGCCAUCUGUGGAUCCGAGUAUACUCUUGAAACCAAGCGUGCCAUGUCUCAGUUGAAUGAGAAGGAAACUGCGUUCGAGCUGAUUGAGGCUUUGCUGAAGUAUAUUGAAACGCUGGAAGUACCAGGGGCUGUGCUAGUCUUCCUGCCAGGCUGGAACCUCAUCUAUUCCAUGCAGAAACACCUGGAGAUGAACCCUCACUUCGGUGGUCAUCGAUACCGAAUCCUGCCGCUUCACUCUCAGAUUCCCAGGGAAGAACAGAGACGAGUGUUUGAGCCCGCUCCUGAGGGUGUGACAAAGGUCAUUUUGUCCACCAACAUCGCUGAGACCAGCAUUACCAUCAAUGAUGUGGUCUUCGUCAUAGACUCCUGCAAGCAGAAAGUGAAGCUGUUCACUUCUCACAACAACAUGACAAACUACGCCACAGUGUGGGCCUCCAAGACCAACCUUGAGCAGAGGAAGGGACGAGCUGGCAGAGUCAAACCAGGCUUCUGCUUUUACCUCUGCAGCAGAGCUCGUUUUGAAAAACUGGAGACCCAUAUGACUCCUGAAAUCUUCCGCACGCCACUGCAUGAGGUGGCCCUCAGCAUUAAGCUACUGAGACUGGGUGCCAUUGGGAAUUUCUUGUCCAAAGCUAUUGAGCCGCCUCCAUUGGAUGCCGUUAUUGAAGCUGAACAUACACUGAGAGAGCUGGAUGCUCUAGACUGUAAUGAUGAGCUGACUCCACUGGGACGCAUUCUGGCCAAACUGCCCAUCGAACCACGUCUGGGAAAGAUGAUGAUCAUGGGAUGCAUCUUUAAUGUUGGAGAUGCUGUGUGCACUGUCUCAGCAGCGACCUGUUUCCCCGAGCCCUUUAUCAACGAGGGCAAACGCCUCGGUUUUGUUCAUAGAAACUUUGCAGGCACUCGUUUCUCAGAUCAUGUGGCCUUACUCUCCGUCUUCCAGGCCUGGGAUGAAGUUCGGAUGGGAGGUGAGGAUGCAGAGAUCCGGUUUUGUGAGCACAAGAGGCUGAACAUGCCCACUUUGAGAAUGACCUGGGAGGCCAAGGUCCAGCUGAAAGAGAUCCUUGUUAACGUCGGCUUCCCUGAAGAGUGCCUCCUGAAUCAGGUGUUUAAUACUGUGGGACCAGACAAUAACUUGGAUGUGGUGAUCUCUCUCCUGACGUUUGGCUCUUACCCCAACGUGUGUUACCACAAAGAGAAAAGGAAGAUCCUGACCACAGAGGGGCGUAAUGCUCUCAUUCACAAGUCCUCAGUCAACUGUCCUUUCAGCAACCAUGAUAUGGUGUAUCCAUCUCCCUUUUUUGUCUUUGGGGAAAAGAUCCGAACUCGAGCCAUUUCUGCCAAAGGAAUGACUCUUGUCAGUCCUCUUCAGCUUAUUCUGUUCGGCACAAAGAAAAUCACCUCCAAUGGAGAAGUUGUUGAGCUUGAUGACUGGAUCAAAUUGAAGAUUCCACAUGACAUAGCCGGUGGUGUGGCGGCCCUGAGGGCAGCGAUGGAAGCCCUGGUAGUGGAGGUGACCAAAGACCCAGAAUACAUCCGAAAUUUGGAUCCCACCAAUGAGCGCUUGCUGAACGUCAUUCGGGUUGUGUCCAGACCCUCAUCAGCUGGCAUCAACCUCAUGGCCUCCAACCCACGCUUUGGAGAUGGUCCACGUCCACCCAAGAUGCCCCGUACUGACUUUGGAGGGGGUGGAGAGUUUAGGGGCCGUGGAGGAGGAGGAUACAGAGGUGGUGGUGGUGGUGGAUCCUGGUCUGGUGGAGGAUACAGAGGAGGUGGAGGAUACCAGGGUGGUGGAGGCGGUUUCAGGGGGUCUGGAGGGUAUCGUGGCAGCGGGGGUGGAUACAGGGGGUCUGAUAGAGGUGGCUUCAGGGGGUCUGGUGGGGGUGGAUACAGAGGAUCUAAUGGGGGUGGAGGAUACAGAGGAGGUGGAGGAGGUGGAAGUGGUGGAGGAGGAGGAGGAGGAUAUGGAGGGAGGGGAUUCAGAGGAGGCUGGGGGGGAAACAGGGGUGGUUAUUAAAGCUGAAUGUCUGAACAAGGAUAUCUUUGGGAAGGUAUAAAACAAUGUUUUAGUUUUGUUGUUGCUUUUUGUUGAUAUUCAAUCUUUCCUCGUUUUGAAUAAAUUGAAACCAUGACUGCCAUACUGUCAGUUAAUAAGUUAUUAAAAAUAACUAUUUGUGACCAAUAAUGUUGUAUUCUAAUAAAAUAAUUUCUCUUUUUUAAUAAUUUUAGUCUUGAUCUCUCUCAUGCCCUCUAAGAAAGAGUUCACUGACUUGAGAAAUGAAGUCACUGGUGGGAAUCAAAUACUCAGUUUCCAGAUGUGUGGUUUUGCAGCAAUGUGUAACUGCAGCCAAGUUUUUUACUGUCCAGAUUGAGCAACAUUUUUUGCCCUAAAACAAACAAUUUAUAGUUUAGAUAUGUGUUUUCAUGAAAUUAAUGUGUGAAAUAUAACAUGUUUGCAGUGAAUAGUAAUGGGUUGCUGGCUGAUAAAUGCAUCAAUAUUUUACUUUAAGUUUUUCAGAGUCCAGGCAGUGUCUUUCCAGAGACCACAGAAUACCAAGUGACAUUUUUGCAGCUGAAGAAGUGUGUCUAUAAAACUGUGUACACGCAAGUGUUUUGGAACACUGAGAGCUGAAGUGUGUUGACAUGUCUUUUGAAAAGUGUAAAUCAAUUUUAUCUUUUUUUUUUUUUUUCAUUAUUGUACAUUCCGUUUCGGAAAGUGAUACAAUGAUAUGAUUUAGUGUAAAUUAUUUUGGCUGCCGAAUGCAUCGAUUACCAAAAAAUCCAUUGCUCAACUAAACAUUUUCAAAAAUGUUAAACAAAAAAAAAAAGUGUUGUGAAACCAUCAAUCAAUAUUUAUAAUUAAAUAAUAGCAAGAUUUAAGCCUUUAGAUUUACCUUUAGUUCUAUAUAAUUGUGUUUGGUGUAUAAAUAAAAUGCUGGCAAAAUAUUUUAUUUAUAAUAUAUAUUAGAUAUAUAGUUAAACUACAAAUAUAACUAAUUUAGAUGAUUACUUAAUAUCUGGCGUCGUCGUGUUUCUUUGGCUCACGGCAUUGGCGUUUGCUAAUGAUUACCGAUAGAGGGCGCAGUAAACCCGCAGCAGGGUAUGUUUAUAUCUGAUUGGAGAGUCUAUCUAUGGAUGCUACCAUUAAUGAUUUAAAAAGUAUUUAAUUGCUUUUUGUAUGUUGUUUUUUUAUUAUUAUUAUUAAACCCUAAUUGAUUAAUUUAAACUCAAAUAAAAUUGUGUUUCAGCG